This is a messenger RNA of Lagopus muta (rock ptarmigan), 1881 nucleotides long. It is a transcript of the gene UBE2W, whose product is annotated as ubiquitin conjugating enzyme E2 W. The record is from RefSeq and is a predicted model, not a curated record. Bases 125 to 580 code for a protein of 151 amino acids. The transcript has 6 exons. NCBI's taxonomy places the organism in Eukaryota, Metazoa, Chordata, Aves, Galliformes, Phasianidae.
UCCCCCCAGCGCAUGCGCGGCUCUGCGGCCACGUGACCGCCGAGGGCGGGGAGGGAGACGGGCGCGCGGCGCUGCGUCUGUGAGGGUGCGGGCUGGCGGCGCGGUGGGAGGGGGAGGAUCCAACAUGGCGUCCAUGCAGAAAAGAUUACAAAAGGAGCUAUUGGCAUUGCAAAAUGAUCCGCCUCCCGGAAUGACUCUAAAUGAAAAGAGCGUACAAAACUCCAUUACACAGUGGAUUGUGGACAUGGAAGGUGCUCCAGGAACGCUAUACGAAGGGGAGAAAUUUCAGCUUCUAUUUAAGUUCAGUAGCCGAUAUCCUUUUGAUUCGCCUCAGGUCAUGUUUACUGGUGACAAUAUUCCUGUUCAUCCACAUGUUUAUAGCAAUGGUCAUAUCUGUUUGUCCAUUCUAACAGAAGACUGGUCUCCAGCUCUCUCAGUGCAAUCUGUUUGUCUUAGCAUUAUUAGCAUGCUUUCCAGCUGCAAAGAAAAGAGGCGACCUCCAGAUAACUCAUUUUAUGUAAGAACAUGUAACAAGAAUCCAAAGAAAACAAAAUGGUGGUAUCAUGAUGACACAUGUUGAUGCCACCAUUUUGUGAUCCUCGUAGCAGAAGAUAGUCCUACUGAGAAAACGAGCACUUUGAUCAUUCAGUCUUUGAACUUUAACCUUUGACUGGAAGUGACCUAUAGGCAAAGAAGACUACUUCCUUUGACUGCAUUUUUACUAGUGUGCAUUCUGGGCGCAUGUUGAUCGCUGGUUCAGUCCAUGCAACUGACAUGCUUUUAUUAGUCAUACAGUAUUAAUGCAGGUGUCCAGAAAUGUCAGAAUAAUUCCAUUAUUUUUAUUUUAAGCUUUUGGAGAAUUCCAGGUCUUCAUAUAUUGUGCAAUAACACUGAACUCCUUUGCGGUUUUGGUGCAUCCAUUGCCGGCAAUGGACAUUGUACCAGGGAAAGGUUUUUUGCUCCUGCCACAAAAAGAUUGAUGCGUAAUAGAGCUGGGGAAAGUUUCAGAUAUUUGAAUUAUAAGCAAGGGAUCUACCUGUACCUUAAAAGCCACCCCAUUCUUUUGUAUUUGGAUUCUAUGCACUGUGAUCUCAAAACUAGCAGCAUGAGGUAACAUGCUUAGCUGAAGGACUGUAAUAAGAUCAUUGCAUAUUUAUUAAAUUGUUUGUCUGCUGUCAAAUUGUUUUGACAUGGAAGGGUUUUCAAGUGACAUUGGCAGGGAGGUACAAUGUUAUCCCUAUGGUGAAAUAAAACUACUUUUUGUAUAUAGUUAUUCAUAUCUCUGAAGCAAAGGUAUGAGUAAUUUAGGGUAUGAAUGAUUUAAUCAAGAAUUUAUUUUGGAGAUAAGAGAGGAUGGCAGUGAUAUAACUGAACUUGCUGCAGUCCAUAAUUGGGCUUGUAAUUUGUACUUUAGAGCUUUUUCCAAAUAGAUUGCACACUGUUAUUUCCUGCUAGCCAUCAGCAUGAGCCCUACUGCCUACACCAAUAUUUCAUUUAUUUAUGUGUUUGAAAGAAAUCAUAUAACAUUUUUGUUUGCAUUCACUGUUUCUUUUGUUGUUGUAUGUCAUGUUUGAAUGUUAUGAAAUAUUUUGAUUGAAAAGCUGAAAAGUCUGAAGUUAUUUUCAUGUAAAUUAUUUCUUUACCUUGUAAGCAUCAUCUUGUCUUUUAAUCCUGUACUAUAAAAAGAAAAAAAAAAAUACAUUUUUGACAGAGGCUUAAUGUUUUGACAAAAAAGUGUGGACCUUCUUAUUUAAGUUUAGACUAAAGUAUAUUUUCUUAACUUGCUUGUCCCUCACAACCAUUAUGUUUUGUUUGUUUUGUUUUUCCUCCAGGCUUUUACUUCACCCUUUCCCCGCUCCCCUCCCUCACCUCCUCCCCCCC